Mesocestoides corti is the source of this 408-nucleotide messenger RNA. The record is from the annotation of a GenBank genome assembly. Lineage: Eukaryota; Metazoa; Platyhelminthes; Cestoda; Cyclophyllidea; Mesocestoididae.
AUGGAUUUUUCGCCUUACGUGUUAUUCGAAGAACUCUAUAACAAUUUUGAAGCAUUCAGAUAUAUUGCAUCAAGCCAUAGACUCAGUAUAAGGCUCCUCGGAUUAAUUUCAGCCUACGAAGCACAGGAUAAUGUCGUGGAAAUCCUUUCGCCCAGUAGAAUAGACGGACUGCCUUGCGUCCUCGUAGACGUAUCCCUGCUGUCUGAGGGCUUCAAGCGCAUUCUCGCGGGCGAUUCCGGCCAGGACAGGCUAAUACAAUUUAUUGGCGCCCUCUCUGUGUGUUCCACUAAUCGGAAGGUCUGGAUGCUCCGGGCUGUUGCACACUCUUUCAUGGAUGGUGUAGACCUGAGAGCAUACGAAGAGGUUGUCCGACUCACUCGUCCGUAUGCCCACGCAAUCAACUUCUGA